Molecule: messenger RNA, 1552 nt
Organism: Psammomys obesus (fat sand rat)
Lineage: Eukaryota; Metazoa; Chordata; Mammalia; Rodentia; Muridae
Gene: Nprl2
Product: NPR2 like, GATOR1 complex subunit
Exons: 11
Coding region: 165-1307 (380 amino acids)
Biological process (GO): negative regulation of TORC1 signaling; positive regulation of autophagy; cellular response to amino acid starvation
Cellular component (GO): GATOR1 complex; vacuolar membrane
Molecular function (GO): GTPase activator activity
Source: RefSeq, a predicted model, not a curated record
CGCCCUGCGCAGGCGCCGUAGAGUUGACGGCUCGUUUGGUUGGCUCUCGCAAACCUGUGCGACCUAGCCCAGGCCUCUUUUCUCUUUUUGACAGGUGUUCCCAGGGGUGGAGGCGACCACCGCACGAAAGACAAAGGAUUACACACUCGGGACGGGUCAGCGCCAUGGGCAGCAGCUGCCGCAUCGAAUGCAUAUUCUUCAGCGAGUUCCACCCAACGCUGGGACCCAAAAUUACCUAUCAGGUCCCUGAGGAUUUCAUCUCCCGGGAGCUGUUUGACACUGUCCAAGUGUACAUCAUCACCAAGCCUGAGUUGCAGAACAAGCUUAUCACUGUCACAGCCAUGGAGAAGAAGCUGAUUGGCUGCCCUGUGUGCAUCGAACACAAGAAGUACAGCCGAAAUGCCCUCCUCUUCAACUUGGGCUUCGUGUGUGAUGCGCAGGCCAAGACUUGUGCCCUGGAACCCAUUGUUAAGAAGCUGGCCGGUUACUUGACCACACUGGAGCUUGAAAGCAGCUUUGUGUCCACAGAGGAGAGCAAGCAGAAGCUGGUGCCCAUCAUGACCAUCCUACUGGAAGAGCUCAACGCCUCCGGCCGGUGCACACUCCCCAUCGAUGAAUCUAACACCAUCCACCUGAAGGUGAUCGAGCAGCGGCCGGACCCUCCCGUGGCUCAGGAGUACGAUGUGCCCGUCUUUACGAAGGACAAAGAGGAUUUCUACAACUCCCAGUGGGACCUCACCACGCAACAGAUCCUGCCCUACAUCGACGGAUUCCGCCAUGUCCAGAAGAUCUCUGCCGAGGCAGACGUGGAGCUCAACCUGGUGCGCAUUGCCAUCCAGAACCUGUUGUACUAUGGCGUUGUGACGCUGGUGUCCACCCUCCAGUACUCCAACGUGUACUGCCCAACCCCGAAGGUCCAGGACCUGGUGGAUGACAGGUCCCUGCAGGAAGCCUGUCUGUCCUACGUCACCAAGCAAGGGCACAAGAGGGCCAGUCUUCGAGACGUGUUCCAGCUGUACUGCAGCCUGAGCCCAGGCACCACUGUGCGAGACCUCAUCGGCCGCCACCCGCAGCAGUUACAGCGCGUGGAUGAAAGGAAGCUGAUCCAGUUUGGCCUUAUGAAGAACCUCAUCCGGAGACUACAGAAGUACCCAGUGCGAGUGUCUCGGGAGGAGCGGAGCCACCCUGCCCGGCUUUACACAGGCUGCCACAGCUAUGACGAGAUCUGCUGCAAGACAGGCAUGAGCUACCGCGAGCUGGACGAGCGACUAGAAAGCGACCCCAACAUCAUCAUCUGCUGGAAGUGAGGCUGGCUGGCUGGAGCACGUGGCUACGGCUGCUUGCCCUACUAAGCCCUCGUGGGUCCACGGGGGCUAGACCUUUCACAUGGUCUGGAGGGUGUAAAUAAAGCCAUCCCCUUCGUGCUGUGGAAUACUGAGCGCUGCCCCAGCCAACCACUAAAAAGACCAGGGAAUGUGAAAGCCAGCUAGCCUGGCCUGGCCAGAGCGCCAUCUGGUGGGCAGAAAUGACAAUAAACAGUUUUUUUGGUUUA